Messenger RNA from Pyricularia oryzae 70-15, 1701 nucleotides. RefSeq lists its product as uncharacterized. The record is from RefSeq and is a predicted model, not a curated record. The coding region runs from base 488 to 1561 and encodes 357 amino acids. Lineage: Eukaryota; Fungi; Ascomycota; Sordariomycetes; Magnaporthales; Pyriculariaceae. The transcript has a single exon.
GUAAGCAAUCCGCAAACCCGUAGUAAUCUCGUGGACUGGCGAUACCAUCCUUCGUAGGCGGCAUGCAUGGGAACUUACCCACAACUUUUUGAUAUAAGGAAUCAUUUGGGCUUUAUGGCUGGUCGUACUCUUUUUGUUCCAUCAUUGCAAGAGAAUUACUGAAAUACAUAUCCUUUCAGCUUCAGCCUCUUCCCGCCCAUUUUGUGCUGACUGUUCCUUGUCACAACAUCCCGCACCAUCCACAACAUUACUCUUCCCGAGUUGAUAUAUCCUCCAGUCUCUUGUGACAGAGCCCUCAAACUUUCCAUCUUCUCAUCUCCUUCACAUCUACAAACCCCCCACCUUUUUACUUGCCUACAACACAAGCCAACUCAUUGACACACCUAACAUCAGUAACCGCAGACGAACCGGCGAGAAAUAGCCGCCACUAACAAAACGAGAUAGUUACAAGCUUACCACUUAGUCUUGCAGAACCAAAAGCAUCACGAUGCGCACACAAACCUUUGCAGCCUUCCUCCUCACCGCGGCCCUGCCCGCCAUAGUCGCAGCUCUGCCUACUAACAUCCCCAACACACAACUAACAAGCGCUCCCGCUUUCGAGGCCCGCAGCACACAUGAUAUUGAGGACAUUUCUCUGGCGAAGAGGUCCGAGGUUGUUGCGCGCCAGGAGGGCGGACAACCGGAGUACGACAUCUAUGAGUCCGACAUGGAUGGUCUGGAGGGUCCAGAGCAGGCUAGUCACCAGUUUGGAGGCGAGGAGCCUGAAGACUUCGAGGACUUGAUGAACGGCCAAGUUGAUUUUUCCAAGUUUCAGGAGCAGAUGCUCCAGCGCCAAGACGAAGAGCUCAGAGAUGAAGAGCGCAGACAGAAAGACUCAAACUGGGAGGGGCCCCUUGAGGAUGGUGAACCGUUUGGAAUGAAAUCUGUUCCAGAGGAGCCCUUUGACUUUGACUUUAACAUACUGGAAGCCCGCUCCGAUGAGGCGCCCUCACCGGAUAUGGGUCUGGUAGUGGACGAACAAGUCCCGACGCGGUUCAGGAGGCGCCACGAGGGCCACGGCGAUGGGCAUGAGACUAAUGACGAGGGUGCCGAGCCCGAACAGGCGCACAGCGGAAACGUCGAUGGCCAUGAGACUGAUGUCGAGGGUGCUGAGCCCGAAGAGGCGCACGCCGGACACGGCGACGAACCGCAUGACGACGAGGACACGGUAGAGGAAGAGGACGAGAUGGUGGAGAGGAGACAGCUCGGCCACAUUGCCGAAGAUGAAGGAGACGACGAUGAGGAUGACGCGUUUGCCGGUCUUGACAUGUCCGCCCACGCCGGCGAUGACGAAGAUGGCGAUGACGACGAGGAGGAGGCCUUGGUCGACGAGGAUUACGAGGACGCCGAGUAUGAGGAGGAUGGGUUCGGUCUUGAUAGGCGAGACUUGCCUGGAGUUAACAACGGCGCCGCCGACUCGUCCAUCAUUAUUGAGAAGCGCGAGGUUGGUACGGAACAGACUACGACGCCUCCGCCGCCGAUUGCGAUCGAGAGGAGGGUUGCAAGGUCAUUCAGGGCGUGAGUUUUCUCGAUUCAUUUCUAGUAUAUCUUUUGUUUGUUUUUUUUCUUGUUUUCUCUUCUUGUAUAAUUAGCAUUGGAGCGGGCGCAUUUGGGUUUCUUUGGUUCUAGGUAUUUCGUUCUAUUCCCACAUCAUUUCCAUGA